AAACACUCUUUCAUCUGCUACUUUGACGUUAAACAUAUGAUUAUUUAAGGGUAUUUAACUUUCAUGUUGCCUCAACUGCUACGUUGGCAAUCCUGGCCGCGCAUGCGCAUGUAAUGCUCAUUUUCUUAAGUUAAGUUAGCUUAAAUCGUGCAUGAACCCACCAUAUAAGUCGUGCAUGAACCCGACAUUAGUUUCUCUACGGUUUUAUGCUACAGGAAAUUAUCAGGAAGUUGCUGCAGACCUUCGAGGUAUUUCCCAAGCCUCUGCCUCUUUAAUUAUAAGGAGGGUUUCAAUUGCACUUACACUUACACUUAUUUCGGAUGGCAAAUUUCCCUAAUGUGGCGGCUUGAGUGGAUGGAACACAUAUACUAAGUGACAUAUAAAUCCGAACACCCAGUUUAAAUGGUUUUAUUUUAAUAAAAGUUGGUGAAUGUAUUUAUCUUACUACUGGGUGUUCGGAUGUAUACGUCACUUAGUAUAUAUUAAUAAAGAACCCUGGUGGCAAUAUAGGAGAAAUAUUCAGAAACAGGAAAGGGCAGUUUUCCAUUAAUGUUCAAGUAGCAUGUGGACCAAAUUUAGAAAUGUUAAAUCUUGUUGCAAGACAUCCAGGUUCUACACAUGACAAUGUUAUAUUUGAACAAAGUGGUCUACGAGUAAAAUUUGAAAGUAAUGAAGUACAAGAAAUUCUAUUGGGUGACAAUGGUUAUGCAUGCCGAAGGUAUUUGUUAACUCCUGUUAUAAAUCCUGUAACAGAGUCAGAAGAAAAUUACAAUCGAGCACAUAUAAGAACUAGAAAUAUAGUUGAACGCGUUUUUGGUGUCUGGAAAAGAAGAUUCCCAUGCUUGAGAAGAAUACUUCAAACCAAAGAAGAAACUUCGAUCGCUAUUAUAUGUGCAACAGCAAUUUUACACAACAUUGCUAGAAACUUGAAUGAUGUCUUUGAAGAAAAUGAGCUUAACGAAGAUGGUGAUUGGGUUGAUAAUAUAAUUAUUGUUAAUGAUCGACCAGGUGAUGGAUUAGCCUUUAGAAGAACUUUUAUAGUAACUCAUUUUUAAUAAAUAAAAAUUGAAAAUUUC
Molecule: messenger RNA, 1076 nt
Organism: Acanthoscelides obtectus
Lineage: Eukaryota; Metazoa; Arthropoda; Insecta; Coleoptera; Chrysomelidae
Source: the annotation of a GenBank genome assembly